AUGCCCAUCACAAAAGGACAACGAUCGAUGCUGCCUUGUUUGAAACCAUCCGUACCAUCGACAAGCAAUAAUAUCUCUUCCCCAGCUUCACAAGUUCAUUCAGGAGACAAUACACCUGCAUCUAGCGUCCAGCUGUCACCCACCAUCAACCUCAACCGUGAAUACACUCUCGCCCUCCAAACAAACUCCUACAGCGAAAUCCGCAGAACAUUCGACCCGAAUCCCAACAUCCCCGUCUCGACCGGCCACGCUGACCUGGACAACGUCCUCCAGCCGAGCCGCGAGCACGUCCAGGAAGCACUUUCCCAAAUCGCCCCUGGCUCCUCCCUCUCCCGUCUUGUCACCGCCUACUUCGAACACAGCGAGCAGACCUCCCGCCUCUGCCUCCACUUGUACCGCGACGUACAACAUGUCCGACUCGCGUAUUCCCCCGUGCACAACCUCCUCGAACACCUCCCGUUCGACUCCCACUCUUCCCUCUCCCCCUCCCAAUGCCAGUUGGCUUUCGAGGCCUUCGUCAAUUUCGACCGGCUCGAAAACCCGUUUCUACCCCUCGACUUCGACGCGAUCUCGGACCUCAGGCGCCAGCUCGACUAUCGAUUAAAAAAAUCCCGAACUACACUCAACCGAAUGCGCCGGUGCUCGGUGGGGUCAGCUGUCUGUCUUAUUGCAGUUACUGUGGGAAUUGCUGUGUCGGCCGUGGCUAUAGGCGCGCAUGCUCUCGUGGCACUUGUGGCGGGGCCCGUGUGCCCGCCUGUCGUUUUUCUGCCUAAAAAGGAGUUGGUGAGUUUGAGUCAGCUUGAUGCGGCGGCUAAAGGUGCGUACGUGCUGGGGAAUGACGUGGACACGAUAGAGAGGUUGGUGGCGAGGCUGCAGGCGGCGGUGGAGAACGAUAGGUUGCUGGUGAGGUUGGGGGUGGAGAGAGGGCUGGAUGGGUACUCGAUUCAGGAGGUUUUGAAGCAGCUGGGUAGGAAUCGGGCGAGUUUGGUGCAGCAGCUGGAGGAUCUCGAGGAGCAUGUGUUUCUGUGCUUUGCGGCGAUUAAUCGGGCGAGGGCGAUGCUGCUGCAGGAGAUUCGUGGGAGUCAGGAACCUGCGUGA
Striga asiatica is the source of this 1098-nucleotide messenger RNA. The record is from the annotation of a GenBank genome assembly. Lineage: Eukaryota; Viridiplantae; Streptophyta; Magnoliopsida; Lamiales; Orobanchaceae.